Molecule: messenger RNA, 1443 nt
Organism: Periconia digitata
Lineage: Eukaryota; Fungi; Ascomycota; Dothideomycetes; Pleosporales; Periconiaceae
Source: the annotation of a GenBank genome assembly
CUGCUUCUUCUCCUCCUAAUUUCCACGAAUCUAUGCUGUUUGCGUUUCUAUUGAUCGACCCGAUGAUCCCUGUGAUUACAUAUUCUGUCUUGAAUACGUUUCGAAACGAACAAAAUAGUAUGAUACGAGAUACAGUAUUGUUGCAACAAUAAUGGUGAGUGAUAACGAAGAUCUUGGCGAAGCUUGGCGAAGCUUCCCUAUGAAGAGUCUGAUGAAUACCUAGCCUCAUGUCAGCACCCGCAGGCAACGACUAAUACUUAGUGAAUUUGACACCCCGACAAGCCUACAACACUUCACUCUUCAUCAAACACGUUACCUUCUCACACCUUUCAUCAGAACUCCUUCCGUACUACAUUACUCCUGCCACGCAUUGCCCCGCAUUCACGAUGCAAAUGCCCGACGUGCCGGUCAAUGUGCCCAUUGACGACCCAAAUGCAGACACAGAAUGGAAUGAUAUUUUACGCAAACAUGGCGUGAUUCCCGAAAAACCACCCUCUCCAACGCCUAUGAUCGAAGAGGCGUUGGAAGAGGCACGGAGAUUGGCCCAUGAAAAUCGUCUGGAAGGCAAGGAUCUCGACGAAUUGGCUGAGUUGGAGGAUGACGAGGAUGACGAUUUUCUCGAGCAAUAUCGGCAAAAGCGUAUGGCCGAGAUGUCUACGAUAUCGGCUGCUUCGGUGUACAAUCAAGUGUAUCAAAUCCAAAAACCCGACUAUUCACGCGACGUCACCGAAGAAUCAAGCAAGACCCACGUCCUGGUGCUUCUCACAUCUUCGCAUGGCACCAACGUCGAAUCACGCGUUCUCACUGAAAUCUGGAGGGAGCUAGCCCAGCGAUUUGGGGACCUAAAGUUCUGCCAAAUACGGGCCGAUCUCUGUAUUGAAGGUUACCCUGAUAAGAACACACCUACGGUACUUGUUUAUAAGGACGGUGACAUUAAGAAGCAGAUUGUGACAUUGCGCGAACUGAAGGGACCGCGCACUAGGUCUGAGGAUGUUGAACAAGUUCUGGUGGACAUUGGCGCGGUUCAACUCGGCGACCCACGUCUACACCGCAACAAAUCCAAGGAAGAAGAUGCUCCUACCAGCAAAAUACGGCAAGGCACGACAGUCCAAGACCCCGAUGACAGUGAUUGGGAUUGAUGGCUGUAAGCCACGUGUGGAUACAAGACAAUGUGAUGAAGGAAGUGCGAAUAACGCUAGACCUCCCCACGUUUGUCCGAAUAGUGUUUGCUGCCUGAACUCCUAGUCUGAGUUGCUAGGUGCGAGUACAUUGAAAACAGUUAGUGGCUACAGGUGUUGCCCGGUGGGUAAGCGCGUGUAGAAGAGAAAAACAUGCUCAUGUACAUAGAAGGGAAGCGAGAUUAUCGUGCAGCAAAGAUGCCUUGUGCCCCACGCCCCGCGCCGUGCAAAAUAUGAAGAAGUUCCCGAAAUAAUAUACGCAUCU